GCACGAUGACACCUCCAAACGGUGCUUUGCACGUCCUAUGUCUGCUCUUGGCAAAUCUCAUACGACAUCUUUGAAAUCAUCACAUUAUCAUUUACAUGUUGGGGAAAGUGUGACUUUGACUUGUGCCUUCGAUGACUUCAGUGUUAAUACAGUGAUGUUUUACUGGUAUAAGCAAGUUCUUGGACAGCAACCAAAGUUGCUGUCUACAUUGUAUCGGCAUAAUGAGACACCAGGUCACUUUGAUGAUGGAUUGAACAAAACUUCACGCUUCUCUCUGGAUACCAAAAAUGCUGAAAACAACUUGAAGAUAACACAUCUGCAAAUAUCAGACUCAGCUACAUACUUCUGUGUGGGGAGCGAUUUAUAUAGCUUUAAAUUCGGUGAAGGAAUUACCGUCAAUGUAAAAGGUUCAGGUUUGAACAUCCCAGCUUUGGUUCGUCAGUCAGUAUCUGAGAUCAUCCAGCCUGGAGGCUCUUUGACUCUGAACUGUACACUACACAGGGGCAGCUGUGAUGGAGAACACAGCGUUUACUGGUUUAAAAACUCAGAGGAGACUCCAGGACUCAUUUACACCCAGGGAGGCAGCAGUGAUCAGUGUGAGAGGAAGCCCAACACUCAAACACACACCUGUGACUACAACCUGCCAAUGAAGAACCUGAAUCUUUCUCAUGCUGGGACCUACUACUGUGCUGUUUCCUCAUGUGGACACAUACUGUUUGGAGACGGGACCAAACUGAAAUUGAAGAGUGCAAUGCGACUCCGCAUACAGAAGUGA
Molecule: messenger RNA, 775 nt
Organism: Eleginops maclovinus (Patagonian blennie)
Lineage: Eukaryota; Metazoa; Chordata; Actinopteri; Perciformes; Eleginopidae
Product: immunoglobulin kappa light chain-like
Exons: 3
Coding region: 38-775 (245 amino acids)
Biological process (GO): response to bacterium
Source: RefSeq, a predicted model, not a curated record